Pyricularia grisea is the source of this 1134-nucleotide messenger RNA. RefSeq lists its product as uncharacterized. Bases 1 to 1134 code for a protein of 377 amino acids. The record is from RefSeq and is a predicted model, not a curated record. Lineage: Eukaryota; Fungi; Ascomycota; Sordariomycetes; Magnaporthales; Pyriculariaceae. The transcript has a single exon.
AUGUAUCCUUCCGCAAGUGACAAUGUUGGGCUCAGCAGCCCCGAGCAAUCCAAUCGACCCGAGUUCGAGUUGGCUGUACUCUCUCGAUGGCGCAACUGGGUCAGUUCGUCGUCCUAUUCACCAUGGAAUCUUCACUACAUAACCCCGCCUCGCCCCAAUGACCUCCCCCACGAUAUGGACGAGAGCCCCAACGGUUGGGCAGAUGCAUUUGAAGAUUUGUUACGGGCUAGCUCACACAGCAUGGGAGGUCCGGACCGUCCUCUCGCUGACCACCAUGAACGGCUCCGUACAGCAAGAAAGGACCGUGUAGACCAUCGGAACGUUGACCGCCGCUGGCUGUGGCUAGCUGGCCUCCGUGCCGAUGGGCUCCUUGGGGCUGCAUAUCCUGCUGGAAGUAUAUUUGGGAAGCAUCUGUUCAAGCCGCUAACUACACAGUCUACGGGCUGGUCAAACUCGUCUCACAACUCUGAUCCUCGACUUCCAUGGGUGCGAGCUUUGACUGGUCUCCACCAUUCUCACUUUCAGUUUUCUUUCCCGUGGCACUCAGCGAACUCCAUCUUUCCUGAUAUUGCGGUUGGCUUUCAUCAUGACUUGGAAUGGCCGGCUACAGAGGGCAGGUCUCCUGCUAGCUUGAGGGACAUGGCCGCUGAAGCAUUUGGUACGCAUUCCUCGCUGCCGCAGACAGAAGAGGAUGUCUUCCUGCGACUUAUGAAAGAUAGUGAAGACGUCCUGGACGUUCUACCCAAAUCUGUCGGGCUCGUUCAUGACAGAAACAACUCGGAAUCUCCAGGGAGUGAGAUUGAAGAUUCGAGCCGCUCGCAGCGUACUCCUGGCAAGCACGUCUUAACCGAGAAGUUCCAAAACUCAGACGGGACUACGACUGUUGUGACGCGGGAAGAGAAGGUUGAUGGCAAGGGAAAUACGCGCAGUGUCAAAACUGUCACCCAGACUCUAGACCCAGAAGGCAACGAGAUUAGUAGGUCGACCGAGUCUAGCUAUAGCCGAACCUGGGGUGGAAAAUGGUCGUGGUCGUCGGAUGACAACGACCCAGAGACACACGACGAUGGGGCCAAAAAGAAAGGAGAGUCUACCGAUGAGCCCAAGAAAACCCUUGGCUCAUGGCUCUGGAAAUGA